AGGAAUUCCAAAGACAAGCCUCGUCGAGGACCUCUGUUCGCGUGCGGCGUGUGCUGGCACUCUGCGGCUGUGCCCCCUCUUGUUCGUUCGUCCUGUCUCCGACGCCAUCCAAAUCCAGUCGCAUUCCCCCAAAUCCACACAGCUUCCAUCGCGAUCGCGUCUUUCGCAUGAAGAACCCUAACCCUCCUCCUUCGCGGCCCUCCGCCGCAGGCAAGCCCCCCGCUGGCAUGGCGCCGGCCCGCAAAUCUCGCUGGGGUCCACCGCCACCGGGCGCUGCCGGCGCCGCCCCGGCUGGGGACAAGGCCGCGCCAUCCACCUCCGCCCGCACCCCGACCCCCACCCGCACAGCGGAUUCCAGGCGCCAUCCGGGGGCCCCUCCCGUGCCAGCACCACACGCCCGCAACCCCGCGUCGCCCGCGGCCGCCCUCCGGUCGCAGGCUCAGCCGCACCCGGCGGUGGAGACUCCUCCCCCGCAGCCGUACGGCUUCCACAACCUCGACCGCCGCACCAUGCUCCUCGCCGACGGCACCGUCCGCACCUACUUCGCCCUGCCCCCUGACUACCCCUUCGAGCCGGCGCCCCUGCCACCCCUCCCACGCCACCUCCUCCCCCGCGCCGCCCCAGACCUUUGGCCGCCACAUCAGGCGCCGCCGCCGCCGCCGCAGAUGCCCAUGCCCAUGCCUGUGCAGAUGCCGCCGCACGAGGCUAGGCGGAAACACCCCGCCGACCAGGACGAGGGCUUCCCUAGGCACCACAAGCAGCCGCGGCUCGACGGGCCGCAUCAACCGCCGCCACAUGCCGCGGUGGACCGGCACGCACUCAGGAGGGCGUUCCUCAAGUACGCCAAGAUGCUCAACGAGAGCUCCGCGCAGAGGCGGAGCUAUCUCGAGGGCGGCCGUGUCCCGUGCCUCGCCUGUGGCAGGUCAUCUAAGGACUUUGCUGAUGUCCAUGGACUUGUCAUGCAUGCUUACAACCCACCAAAUGCAGAUUCACUUGUUGAUCAUCUUGGUUUGCACAAGGCAUUGUGUGUCCUUAUGGGAUGGGAUUAUACAAAAGUCCCUGAGAACUCUAAGGGCUACCAAUCAUUACCUUCUGACCUUGUCCAAGCAAGUAGGGAGGACCUCAUCGUGUGGCCGCCUACUGUUAUCAUUCACAAUACUUCGACUGGGAGGAAGAAAGAUGGUCGUUUUGAGGGUUUAGGGAACAAAGAAAUGGAUAAGAAAAUGACAGAACUAGGUUUUUCUGGUGGGAAGUCAAAGUCCUUGUAUGGAAAGGAAGGACAUAUGGGUUUGACACUUAUCAAGUUUGCAAACAACCCAUCUGGCUUGAAGGAGGCUGAGCGUCUUGCUGAGUUCCUUGAGAGGCAAGAUCGUGGACGUGUGGGUUGGUCACGUGCUCAUGCCAGUCGUUCUGUAGAUUCUGAUCAGAACCCUUUGUUGGUCGAGACGGAUAUCAGGACAGCUGAGAAAAAGAGGAUAUUUUACGGGUACCUAGCAAUUGCAUCUGAUCUGGAUGAACUAGACUCAGAUUCUCGAAAAAGGGCUUUCCUCCAGAGCAGAAGAGAAUUUGAUCCAAAUGAAUGAUCUCUUGCCAUAAAGCCAACCUCCAUCAGUUUAUUUAAUUUGCACCGAGGCGUGAAUACCCAUCUGGCCAUCUCUGAUCCCAAUUUAUAGAUUCAUGCUGCUGCUGUGGAUAAAAGACGUUACCUUGAAUAUAAUAUCUGCAGCUAGUUGAGUUGUACCCCUAGUUCUGGAAGCUGUAUUUGCACUAGGUGUACUUUCUUGCAAGCGUCUAUGGCUCAUGGUUUGACUGGUUAUUUGGAAGAGAUCUGUCUUCCUAUUUGAGUAUCAUUCAUCGCAUGAUUGAUUUCUCUCCAUUUGGAAGUGUGAUGUUGCAUAGACUUCCUGAUUAGUGAUGUUUUUCUAUAUUAUAGCUUUUCCUUCCUUUCUUGACUUGUCAAUUGCCAUAAAGAUUUAAAUUUCUGUUAA
Sorghum bicolor (sorghum) is the source of this 1988-nucleotide messenger RNA. RefSeq lists its product as uncharacterized. Bases 168 to 1583 code for a protein of 471 amino acids. Lineage: Eukaryota; Viridiplantae; Streptophyta; Magnoliopsida; Poales; Poaceae. The record is from RefSeq and is a predicted model, not a curated record. Gene Ontology annotation, biological process: regulatory ncRNA-mediated gene silencing. The transcript has 3 exons.